UAUACUUCCCAUUUUCACAUAUUAAUGCUGCGAAUAAUGAAACAACCGGUAGUUGGAUCCUCCUUUCUUUCUUGGACUGUCUCCCUAAGAAGGGUAGAUAGAGAUAAUAUGGAGCUCAAGCGCAGACCCUUAAUGUCUUUCUUACAGAAAGAGACCUGCACAGUCUUCUCAUAUUCUCCACUUUAAGCUCUCACUCUAUCAUUAUCUCUUAUUCUUCGUGUGUGUGUAUAUAUAUAGACAUUACUAUCACAUAUCAUUAUAGAUACAUACAUUAACUACUCUGAAAAUUAACUUGUCUCAAUAACUCUCUCUCUCUCUCUCUCUCUCUCUCACCUUACUGUAGUAAUGGCACCAAAGAAGAGUAGUGAGUCAUCUACUAAAAAAUUUAUGAACAAAGGAGCUUGGACUGCUGAAGAAGAUCAAAAACUGGCUCAGUAUAUUGAAGUUCAUGGUGCUAAGAGAUGGAAAACCAUUGCCACUAAAGCAGGUUUGAGCCGAUGCGGGAAGAGUUGUAGAUUGAGAUGGUUGAAUUAUUUGAGACCUAAUAUCAAGAGAGGCAAUAUUUCAGAUGAAGAAGAAGACUUAAUUCUCAGACUCCAUAAGCUACUGGGCAACAGGUGGGCAUUGAUUGCCGGCAGACUUCCUGGGCGAACAGACAAUGAAAUAAAGAAUUACUGGAAUUCUCAUUUGAGCAAGAAAAUAAAUAAGGAGAAAAAACCUGAAUCUUCGCUACCAGAAGAAAAUUCGCAAGAAAAGACUUGCGAUACUAUUCCUACUACUCAUCAGGUAAUGGAAGAAGGCAUUAAAGAAGAUGCACUCCCUGAUAUUACCUUGGAUGAAAAUGAGCUCUUCAAUUUCUCGACCCAAGAAUCGUUUGAUUUGGAGUGGGUGAGCAAAUUUCUUGAAGUUGAUGAGGAUCUAUGGCUCACUGAAAAUAGCUGAAAGUCAAUAUGCAACCAAAUCAAAGAAACUGCGAGCUUUGUUCAUUGCAAACCCUUUAUAGAGUUUAGUUUCUUCAGCACUUUCCAGCAGUAAGUCCUUUCAGAAUCCUUUACAUCUUUUAAAAGCCUGAUCAAAUUAAGCUUUUCAGAUUUUGAACCUUACAAUAUAUAAUUUGUACUUCAUUUUUUUUUUUUUAUCAUAAUCAAUCUUCAGCACGAAAUAUUUAUUC
Molecule: messenger RNA, 1171 nt
Organism: Jatropha curcas
Lineage: Eukaryota; Viridiplantae; Streptophyta; Magnoliopsida; Malpighiales; Euphorbiaceae
Product: transcription factor MYB114
Biological process (GO): regulation of DNA-templated transcription; cell differentiation
Cellular component (GO): nucleus
Molecular function (GO): transcription cis-regulatory region binding
Source: RefSeq, a predicted model, not a curated record